AUGCCCCAGUCCAAGCAUGCCCCAGUCCAAACAUGCCCCAGUCCAAACAUGCCCAUCCAAACAUGCCCCAGUCCAAGCGGGCCCCAGUCCAACCAUGCCCCAGUCCAACCAUGCCCCAGUCCAAGCAUGCCCCAGUCCAAGCAUGCCCCAGUCCAAGCAUGCCCCAGUCCAAGCAUGCCCCAGUCCAACCACAUGCCCCAGUCCAAGCGGGGUCCCAGUCCAACCACAUGCCCCAGUCCAAGCAUGCCCCAAUCCAACCAUGCCCCAGUCCAACCAUGCUGCAGUCCAACCAUGUCCCAGUCCAAGCAUGCCCCAGUCCAAGCGCGGGGCCCUCAGUCCAACCACAUGCCCCAGUCCAAGGGCCCCCAGUCCAAGCAUGCCCCAGUCCAAGCAUGCCCCAGUCCAAGCAUGCCCCAGUCCGCCACGCCCCAGUCCAAGCACGCCCCAGUCCAACCAUGCCCCAGUCCGGGCAUGCCCCAGUCCAACCAUGCCGCAGUCCAAGCAUGCCCCAGUCCAACCAUGCCCCAGUCCAAGACAUGCCCCAGUCCAACCAUGCCCCAGUCCAAGUGGGCCCCUGAACCAAGCAUGCCCCAGUCCAACCAUGCCCCAGUCCAACCACAUGCCCCAGUCCAAAUCCCCAUGCCCCCCAGUCCAACCAUGCCGCAGUCCAAGCAUGCCCCAGUCCAACCAUGCCCCAGUCCAAGUAUGCCCCAGUCCAAGCAUGCCCCAGUCCAAGCAUGCCCCAGUCCAACCCAUGCCCCAGUCCAAGCAUGCCCCAGUCUUACGUACCUUUAA
Homarus americanus (American lobster) is the source of this 795-nucleotide messenger RNA. Its product is annotated as predicted GPI-anchored protein 58. The record is from RefSeq and is a predicted model, not a curated record. The transcript has a single exon. Bases 1 to 795 code for a protein of 264 amino acids. NCBI's taxonomy places the organism in Eukaryota, Metazoa, Arthropoda, Malacostraca, Decapoda, Nephropidae.